Molecule: messenger RNA, 2191 nt
Organism: Gasterosteus aculeatus aculeatus (three-spined stickleback)
Lineage: Eukaryota; Metazoa; Chordata; Actinopteri; Perciformes; Gasterosteidae
Gene: tmtopsb
Product: teleost multiple tissue opsin b
Biological process (GO): visual perception; G protein-coupled receptor signaling pathway
Cellular component (GO): membrane
Molecular function (GO): G protein-coupled receptor activity
Source: RefSeq, a predicted model, not a curated record
ACACCGGAAGCUUCCGUCCUGCGGUGGAAACUUCGGGCUCGUGGAAACUUCGCGGGUCGGCCCGGCAUGAUCGUUUGCAACGUGAGCCUGAGCUGUGUGCACUGUCCCGGGGGAGGAGCCGGCGGCACCGCGGCGACCGCGACGGGCGCGUACGAGGAGGUGUCCGACUCUCUCCCCGCUCCGUCCCUGAGCCCGAAGGGGCACCUGGUGGUGGCGGUGUGCCUCGGCUUCAUCGGCACCUUCGGCUUCCUCAGUAACUUCCUGGUGCUCGCGCUGUUCUGCCGGUACCGGGCUCUGCGCACGCCCAUGAACCUCCUGCUGGUGAGCAUCUCUGCCAGCGACCUGCUGGUCAGCAUGGUGGGCACCCCGUUCAGCUUCGCGGCCAGCACGCAGGGCCGGUGGCUGAUCGGACGGGCCGGCUGCGUUUGGUACGGGUUCGUUAACGCGUGUUUGGGCAUCGUGUCCCUGAUCUCCCUGGCCGUCCUCUCCUUCGAGCGCUACAGCACCAUGGUGAAGCCCACCGUAGCCGACGGCAGAGACUUCCGCCCGGCGCUGGGGGGCAUCGCCUUCUCCUGGCUCUACUCCGUGGCCUGGACUGUGCCGCCGCUGCUGGGCUGGAGCGAGUACGGGCCCGAGGGCCCCGGCACCACCUGCUCCGUGGACUGGAAGACCCAGACGGCCAACAACAUCUCCUACAUCGUCUGCCUGUUCGUCUUCUGCCUGGUGCUGCCCUUCUGCGUCAUCCUCUACUCCUACAGCAGGCUGCUGCAGGCCAUCAGACAGGUCAGCGUGGUGAGCUCGGUGGUGACGCGGCACCGGGAGCAGCGCGUGCUGGCGAUGGUGGUGGUGAUGGUGGCGUGCUACCUGGUCUGCUGGCUGCCCUACGGAGUGGCCGCCCUGCUCGCCACCUUCGGCCCCCGUGACCUCCUGAGCCCGGAGGCCAGCAUCACGCCGUCGCUGCUGGCCAAGUUCUCCACCGUCGUCAACCCCUUCAUCUACAUAUUCAUGAACAAACAGUUCUACAGGUGUUUCCGGGCCUUUCUAAGCUGCUCUACGCCCGAGCGAGGCUCCACCUUAAAGACCUUUUCACGGCCGACCAAGACGCUGCGCGCCGGCCGCCACGAGAAGGGACGCCGCGUGUCGGCCGCCGCCCCCUCCACCGCCCAGCCCACGCGCAACUCCGCCCCGAGGUCUUCGCAGGGAGCCAAUCACGCGUCUGCGACCCCGCCGCCGUCUCCGGCGGACGGACGCUGCGCUGCCGCCGGCGCCGCCAAACCCAAACGCACCCUAGUGGCUCACUACAGGGAGUGAAAACAGCAACAACAACAACAACAAUGACGACGACAACAACGUGGAGCGGCGGGUUUGCAGGAAGCAAAGUGACGAGCGCAUCUUCAAUCAACAAACAAAUCCUCUUAAUUGCAGAGAAGUCGGGGGCCUCCGCAGGGGAGGGGCCUCAGGCACAAGCUGGGACGCUUUAAUCCGAGAACAUCCCAGCUCGCCAUUGGUGUGUGUGUAGUCGGCAGACUGGGAAACGCACAACACGCCAGUCACACCCAGUUUACCAGAAGGCCUGUGCAGGAAACACAGGAACGAGGAAACACACACAAACGUCCCACAGAAACGGGUCGAGCUUUGGUGAAAAUGUAGUGAUGAAGUGUCUUUGUUACCCGUCUAAAUAAAGUUCUUUCUUAAACUCAGAAACUAUCCGGGAGGAGCAUUUGGAGAAGCACAGCGUUCUUUUUUUCGGGGGGGUGAGGGUUGUUUGAGGGGGGAAACGGGGGCAAUGAGAUAUUUUGUCAGCUCCAGCGUGGAGCGACUGUUAGCGGGAUUAUUUCUGCAAUAAUUGGGUGAAGAAACAGGAUAAGCGUUUCCUUCCUGACCCCAUUUCCACGCCUGACAUCUGAGGAUUUGAUACAGAGUAUCACACAUUUGUGAACAAUUUUAUUUAAUUUAGAACCCAAAAGGUUUUUAAUAUGCUUUAUUUACACUUUGGCUCUCGUGUGAAAGCCACGAAAAGGGACAUGACCCAACGGCACGAGGGACACGUAUGACAUUUCAUUGUUUUGCAUUAUCUUGAUGUUUAAGUAUCCGCUGCCUUCUUGUUAAGUAGAAAGGGCCUUUCUUGUGUUGUCCCCCGGUGUAUUUUCAUUCGCUCAUGUUGCAUUAAUUAAAUCUUGUCACAAACAGA